AUGGCGCCUCUAAAAUCGUGUACAGCUGGGUUGAGUGCCCUCCUUCCGGAUAGUUCCCAUCCGGCCGCGAAGCAGACGACGCCGUUGGGGGUUAACCGAUACGUCCUUCUGGUCAUCUACAUGUUGUACGCUGUGCUGACGUCGUCUGUGUAUUUUGGGUGGCGCAGCAUGAGCGCGAUGCUGUUCAAGUCUGGACAGUUUUCGUGGGUAUGUGAUUCGGAGGAAAAGCUGGAAGCAGAGAACAGUGAAUAUUUGUGCGAGCUGCAGGAUACCAAAGUGCAGUCUCUGUUCACUAUUGCUAUGGCGUGUCACUUCACCUGCAGUGCACUUGCGGGAUAUUUGCUCGACACGGUUGGUCCGAAAGUAGUGGCCUUACUGGGUCAAGCGUUCAACGCGUUAGCGUGGAUUCUCCUUGCAUUUUCGGGGCCCGGGUUCCGAGCUGUGUAUCCCGCGUUCGUCUUCAUGGGAGCGGGGGCGGAUGUCAGUGUGUACCCGACACUUCUGAUUGUAUCCCUGUUUCCGGGAUCAACGGCCCUGAUCAUGGCGUCUCUUGGUGCGUGCAUUUCUACAAGCUUCUUCGUUCCGCUUGUUCUCCGAACCAUAUGGGACACUACGGGCAUCUCGUUCCAGGCCGUUUGCAUUGGUUAUGCUGUUGCGGGGCCCAUUUUGUGUGCCGUCUUGGCGGUCUUCUUUAUUCCGCUUAAGGCGUUCAAGGGGGUGGAUACGUUCACAGCAGCGGUAGAAGCGGAGAAGGUGGCGAAUGUCGCUGCCGGUCCUGCAAAGUCGGAAGCGGAUGUUUACCAGACAGCGGUGACGGAGUGUAGUGAGCCAGGGGCUGGAGAGCACCCGGAGAACCACCAGAAUCAGGCUGUAGUCGCAGAUCUUGCAAGUGACCCUCGGCUGGAAAAGCAAAAGGUAUCGUUCAGUUCACAGGCGUGUACGUUCCUCUACUUUGGAAUUUGCCUGUACUUUACAGUAUGUGGGUGGGUCAUGGCCUACUACCAAGAGGCUGCUGGAAGGUUCCUGAGUAAGAAUGCAGAGUAUACUCUCGAAAUCAUGACGCCACUUUCGACGAUUCCUUGUCUGAUUUUCGGCGUCGUGAUCAAUAGGAUUGGUAUCAUGCCUGUCAUUCUUACCCUCAAUACCAUCGGCUUGUUCACGUACGUCUGCGUGGUGGCGGCCGAGAGUGUUGUGGCCCAGUACUUUUCAGUGGUAUUCUUCUUCAUGUACAUCUCCAUUUUCACUACGCAGAUGUAUGUCUUCGUGGAGGCGACUUUCGAUUCUGCCCAUUUCGGGAAACUGAUUGGCUUUGCAAGUCUCAUUGGAGGCCUGCUAUCGCUUAUCAGUAAUGUGCUGUAUGGAGAUGUCACCGUAGGUUUGCUAAAUGGAAAUACACAGCCUGUCGUUAUGGCGCUGAUUGUUGUUCUCGUUCUCAUGUACCCGUUGUUGCUGUUCAUGCAAAAGAAGAAAAUGAUGAAAGAAAAACAUCAGCAAGAAGAUAUUCGAAAUCGGGUUAUGGAACUGAAGGCUGCAUAUGAUGCCGAUGUCGCGUGA
Besnoitia besnoiti is the source of this 1554-nucleotide messenger RNA. Its product is annotated as transporter, major facilitator family protein. The coding region runs from base 1 to 1554 and encodes 517 amino acids. The record is from RefSeq and is a predicted model, not a curated record. The transcript has a single exon. Lineage: Eukaryota; Apicomplexa; Conoidasida; Eucoccidiorida; Sarcocystidae. Gene Ontology annotation, molecular function: transmembrane transporter activity. Gene Ontology annotation, biological process: transmembrane transport.